Messenger RNA from Plectropomus leopardus (leopard coralgrouper), 1699 nucleotides. NCBI's taxonomy places the organism in Eukaryota, Metazoa, Chordata, Actinopteri, Perciformes, Serranidae. The record is from RefSeq and is a predicted model, not a curated record.
CUUUUGUAAAAUCAUCCUGUUGCGACUAAACAUUUUUACAAUUGUACAUUUAUAAUUUGCACUUCGAUUAUCUCUUAGUCUAAUUUUCUUUUGCAGGAUCCUGACGAAAAGCAGAUUUUGCUCAGCUGUUGAUUCAACAGAUGAAUUUUAAAGGCAGACAUUAGCCAAGUAUUACUUAACUGAUCAUCUUUCCCUGUUUUUCAAGACGGCGAUGGUGUAGUGGAGCAGCUGGCGGCCAAAUUCAAAACCCCUGAAAUAGCCGAAUCCUUUAAGAAGACCUUCUGUGAGUGUCAGAGCCGCACAGGCCAAUCUGAAGGAGACACCUCAAGUGUCUUGUCACCACAAAUGUCCAGAGUUCAAGAGCACUCCAGGGACACAAACCCCCAGGUGUACCUCAAAGUGGCAGGCGACGGAGAACCACUGGGCACUAUCACCGUCGAGCUUUUCUCUCAUAUUGUCCCUAAGACAGCGGAGAACUUCAGGGCUCUCUGCACCGGCGAGAAAGGCUUUGGACUUCGGGACUCAAUCUUCCACAGAGUCAUACCGGACUUCAUGUGUCAGGGCGGUGACAUCACCAAAAGUGAUGGCACAGGAGGAAAGUCCAUCUAUGGCAGCAAGUUUGAGGACGAGAACUUCGAUGUGCGGCACACGGGCCCAGGCAUUCUGUCAAUGGCCAAUCGCGGGCGAGACACCAACAACUCACAAUUCUUCAUCACCCUGAAGAAAGCUGAACACCUGGACUUCAAACACGUGGCUUUCGGCUGGGUUCGGGAUGGCAUGGACGUGGUGCAACAGAUGGGAGCGCUUGGCACAAAGGGAGGUACCCCCGCAAAGAAGCUGGUCAUCACAGACUGUGGACAGCUGUAGCUUUUUAAAUGUCAACAUUCACAGCAUGGUUUAAGCUGUGAAGUUGAGGUCAAAAAAGACUCUGGAUAAUGAUGUGUUCCCUCCUGCUAAAACUGAAUCCAUAGUCAUUAGGCAUCUGAGAAUUAAACACUGAUCACAGGGCUUCUGGUCACGACCCUUUAUCAGAGAAAUUCGCUCCAGUAGCCUGGACUUAGAAAUUAUUUUGCUAUCGUUUGACAUAAUCACAGUUGGGAAACACGGUGUGGUAUGUGGGUGGAGCAAAACUGGUAUAUUUUUGCUCUGUUGCACUUGCAUCUUCAUCAUCGUCUGUCAAUAAAUUCCCAUUUGUUUAUUUUAUGUGUAUAAUUGUACAUGGACACUUUUUUAAUGUCUGUUUUUGUUGUUUUGUCUUGCAUGUGCUCAAUUUGAAUGUGCUGGUCCUCUUUAUAGGCUCCACUCGGGUAUUUUUUUCCCUUUUUGACUAAGUCUUAACUAUAAUUGAAAGGUGAGGUUGUUCUUUGAAAGCACCUGUUGGUUUGUAACCGUUUCCUUGCCUUCUUUCCAAACGCGGCCUCUGUGUAUAUUUUCCUGUUGGGCUUCCCCAGUGAUUUUUCUUUUGUGUAAGUGGAUUUCAUAAUGUGCAGAUAAUUGGACUUUACACUUGCCCACAUAAACUUGAGUCAUCUCACUGUGUUGCCCAGUGGACAGGAGGUGGCUAGAUGAUGACAACAUCACAUCUGGUUUGGAUUUUGCAAAGGCGUUCCAUUAUGGUUUGAGAUAAUCACAAAGUUGAAAUGGUGCUUGUACCAAAAUAAUACGCUAAUAAAGGAGAAAUAAAAUGCUUUACAAGUAA